GGGGGGGGGGGAAGAUGGCAGCGGCCAUGAGCAACGUGGAGAAAAUACGAAGUCGUGUGAUCCUGCAGGAGUUCGGCGUGAAGAACGUUCAUUCGACGGACUUCCCAGGGAACUACCCCGGCUAUGACGACGCUUGGGACAUGGAGAAAUUUAAAAAGAACUUCCGAAUCGACAUCGUGGACCUGGAUGAGAAUUCGAUGGAGUUCGACAUGGUGGGGAUAGACGCGUCCAUCGCCAACGCCUUCCGCAGGAUACUACUGGCGGAGGUGCCCACGAUGGCUAUUGAGAAGGUCUUCAUCUACAAUAACACAUCCAUUGUCCAGGAUGAAAUCCUUGCCCACAGACUGGGCCUCAUCCCCAUCAAGGCUGACCCCCGACUGUUUGAGUAUAAAAACGCAGGUCAAGAGUCUGAAGAGGAAGAAGGUUCAGAAAUCGACACAAUUCAGCUUCAGCUAAAGAUUAAGUGCACUAGGAAUCCCAGAGCCAGUAAAGACACCUCGGAUCCACAAGAGCUGUACAUAAACCACAUGGUGUACUCCAAGGACAUCAAAUGGGUUCCCAUCGGCAACCAGGCAUAUGUGUUUCCGGAUGCUGACAUCGGUCCGGUGCACGGGGACAUCCUGGUAGCCCAGCUGCGUCCAGGGCAGGAGCUGGACAUCGUCAUGCACUGUGUGAAAGGCAUCGGUAAGGACCAUGCUAAGUUUUCUCCGGUGGCCACGGCCAGCUACAGACUCCUUCCAGAGAUCACGCUGCUGGAGCCUGUCGAGGGGGAGAAGGCCGAGCGUUUCAAACGGUGUUUCUCGCAAGGGGUGAUAGAGCUGGAAGACCACAACGGAACAAAGGUGGCCAAAGUCGCCAACAACCGGCUGGACACGUGUAGCAGGGAAGUCCUUCGGCACGAUGACCUGAGGAACCUGGUGACACUCGGAAGAGUGCGGGACCAUUUCAUAUUCACCGUGGAGUCGACGGGCAUCCUGACUCCAGAUGUCCUGGUCACAGAGGCCAUCAAAGUCCUCAUGGCCAAGUGUCAGAGGUUUAUGAAUGAACUGGAUCAGACGGACAUGGAAUGAAGUUGCAAGAACAAAACACAUCGCCUCCAUCGCACGAGAGCGGACAAAGCACAGUACGUGUGCCGAGCCGGGAUCGGACGGUUGACGCGGGACCCCCAGAGUGCGUUUCCUGCUCCAGAUUCUGCACUAAAACCUGACCAAUUCAUCAGAGCCACGGCUAUUGUGCUUCGUGAAAUUGUGUUAUUGCUCUCUUUGGAUCAGCUGAUGUAGACACAAGCGUAUGAUUUUUCUUUUUGGUAUCCGGAUGUAUUAUUUUUCCAGCUCCUCGAAAGCGAGCUGCAGAAGACGGGAGGUUUUCAGGGAACUCAGUCUCCCUUGUAUGAACCAAGUGUGAAGUCAGUGCGUGGCAUGUAAUAAAAAAGUUACACUAUC
Lampris incognitus (smalleye Pacific opah) is the source of this 1442-nucleotide messenger RNA. It is a transcript of the gene polr1c, whose product is annotated as RNA polymerase I and III subunit C. Lineage: Eukaryota; Metazoa; Chordata; Actinopteri; Lampriformes; Lampridae. The transcript is spliced from 9 exons. Gene Ontology annotation, cellular component: RNA polymerase I complex; RNA polymerase III complex. The coding region runs from base 15 to 1070 and encodes 351 amino acids. The record is from RefSeq and is a predicted model, not a curated record. Gene Ontology annotation, biological process: DNA-templated transcription. Gene Ontology annotation, molecular function: protein dimerization activity; DNA binding.